AUAUCACACCCUCCUUUUUUCUUUCUUCGCCAUCAAGUGCGCUCUUGCUGGAGAGAGUCGAAGUGGGGGCGCUACGUAUUAUCUCCACAUCAACUUCCCGUUAUCGACUGACGACAUGUCCUCGUUCUCGCAGCAACCGCCGGCCUCUUCGUCUGCAAGAACUUUCUCUGCCACCAUUCCACCCUGGGCCUCCCUGCUUUGUCGUGCGGUGGCGAAAGCCGUCUUCUCCGUGCGGACAGUGACCGCGACCUGCUUCGGCG
This is a messenger RNA of Amoebophrya sp. A120, 260 nucleotides long. NCBI's taxonomy places the organism in Eukaryota, Dinophyceae, Syndiniales, Amoebophryaceae. The record is from the annotation of a GenBank genome assembly.